This is a messenger RNA of Didymodactylos carnosus, 552 nucleotides long. The record is from the annotation of a GenBank genome assembly. Lineage: Eukaryota; Metazoa; Rotifera; Eurotatoria; Philodinida; Philodinidae.
AUGUCAAUUACAUCGGUAUUUACUUCUUUUUCGAUUCGUUACUAUUGUCAACUUCCACAAUUAAUCAUGACAGAAGCAAAAAUAACUGUUCCAUUAUAUCUAUUACAAGAUGGGAAAACUGUUAAUAGGGAGCAUCUAGAAAACAUUCGAAAUAUUUAUAAAGAUUUGAAACAAAACGAAGAAUUCGGUAUUUUUCCUAUUGAUGAAAAAGCUUUAAAUAAUGUUUGUCAACAAUUGAAUCUCAUCAAUGACAAAGUCGGUAGUGACUAUUUGGCAUUAUGUAUCCAAGAUGAAGAUAUUUACACGCCAGAAGUGGUAUUGAAAACUCGAUAUGAUACAGAUUUGAAAAUGGCAAACAAUACCGAUACACAAAAGAGAAAUGUUGUAUCGUCGUCUCAAUCACAACAGCAAACACCACCAAUAGUCAUUAACGAAAUAUUAUGUGUAUUAAGUAAAAAGAUGGAUGCAGCAGAAAUUAAAGAGUUUAUCAAUAAUUUCUUAUUUGAACAAAUUCAAAAGCAACCGUUAACAACCAACACAGCGUCAAUGUAA